Molecule: messenger RNA, 510 nt
Organism: Drosophila busckii
Lineage: Eukaryota; Metazoa; Arthropoda; Insecta; Diptera; Drosophilidae
Exons: 4
Coding region: 1-510 (169 amino acids)
Source: RefSeq, a predicted model, not a curated record
AUGGGUCUGCUGCGUUUGUUUAACUUAGUGGCGUUGGCCUUAAGCGGCGCUCAGCUGGUAACAGCUGUGCUGGUUUGGAAUACGGGCGGCGAGGCGGCGCUCUUUAUAUCAAUUGCUGUGCCCAUUGAUGUGCCGCGCAGUCAUGUCUUUAUGUCCUACAACUUUGAGGCUAGCUACAGACUGCCCAAGAAGUGGCGCAGGCAUCGCCAUCACUACAAGAGUAUUCACAACUUUGGAUCUGGCGAGCUCUGUCUGCUGCGAUUGAUUUGCGAAUCGAAUGCAGCGCGUCUGGGCGAGCACAAUGGCGUACUGGGCAGCCUAAUGCAAGUGAUGUUCAGCCCAAGCAGCUCCAAGGAUGAGCAGCUGCCACCACGUUAUUAUUUAGCGGAACAAAGAGGACAACGCGAUGAGUGUGAGCUCUAUGAACAGCGUUGCAAGCGCAGCUUAUUAGAUCUUAUAACGCGACCGAUUACGCACUUUAUAAACACUAAACUAUUAGCAAUUAAAUGA